Molecule: messenger RNA, 690 nt
Organism: Angiostrongylus costaricensis
Lineage: Eukaryota; Metazoa; Nematoda; Chromadorea; Rhabditida; Metastrongylidae
Source: the annotation of a GenBank genome assembly
AUGCAAGCAAGAGCAGCUCUCUGCAGUAAUCACAAAGGGCUAUUUUCUUCUAAUUUUGCCUUCAAGGGAAUAAACGUAUCAUCUCGACGUCUUGCUCACACUGAUGUUCAAUUUCCGGACAUGUCAAGCUAUCGUAGAGAAAUAACUCUAGAUACAGAGAAAGCUGCUCGUGAAACGGAAGACCAACGCCGUUCGCUCGCUCACGCUGUGUACUACGGAGCUGGAGGUAUGAUGUCGCUAUGGGCUGGAAAGGAAGUCGUUCAAACGCUUGUCAUUUUCAAGGCUAUGGCUGCUGAUCAACGUGCUUUGGCCUCCAUUGAGGUGAACAUGAACGAUAUUCCUGAAGGGUCAACGAAAACCUACGAAUGGCGUGGAAAACCUGUCUUCGUUAAACACCGAACAAAGAAGGAGGUUGCGAGGGAGAAAGCUGUUAACUUAUCAGAGUUACGUCAUCCUGAACAUGAUGACGAACGUGUGAAAAAGCCCGAGUGGUCCAUCGUCAUUGGUGUCUGUACUCAUCUUGGCUGUGUGCCCAUCGCGAACGCUGGUGAUUUUGGAGGAUACUUUUGCCCCUGUCACGGUUCACACUACGACGCUUCCGGUCGUAUCAGAAAGGGUCCCGCUCCACUCAAUCUGCACGUACCUGCAUACACGUUCAAGGAUAACGUAAUAGUAAUAGGAUCGUCUUAA